UUAAGAGAAUACAAAAUUAUAAUUACCAAAAGCCAUCCAACACCAAAAAGAAAAAAAAAAAAAAAAACAAUUAUGUGCUAACAAAUGGAAGAGAGCCCUCCUUCUUAUACUCCUGCUGGAAGCAGAGGGAAGAAUCCUGAUGGGUUUUAUGGAGGAAAUACUAAUACGAUUUGGCCAAAUGUGAAGCCUUUUGUUAAUGGAUUCCUGGCAGGGCAGUUAAGUGGUCUUCAAAUAGUUGGUGCACACUGGUUUAGGAAGAAAACGCUGGAUUUUAAUCGCAAAUUCAUUAAUCCUGGCCAACAUGCACAGGUGAUCAAGGCUUCAUUUACCACAGUUCAAAAGCGGAUGCCAGCUUACUUACUCCUUCAAGCCACUUAUACGACGGCACAAUUUGGAUCAUUUGAUUUUCUGACCAAGAAGGUAAAAGCAGCGAACGGAGGGAUUCCGUUAUCGCUGUACCAAGAAGCUCACUUGGGGAUGAUUUCUGGUGGGAUUGCAUCCUUGAUUUCAUAUCCACUUUGUGUAGUGCACCUGGCGAGUCAAUUAUUAGAGCCAAAUCCUCCUAAAUUGAGAAGCUUGCUUUUGGCUCAAUAUCGUAGAGCAAGAAGAACUGGAGGGCCAUUGGUAUUGUGGAAGAAUUCUAUGCCCUACGUGAUGAAGAAUAUGGGGUUCAACAUGGGUUUAUUCCCAUCAUAUCAUCGGAGUUACAGCUAUUUAAGGGACUCUGUUGGUUUGGGCAACAUUGCAGCAACAUUCGGUGCUGGAAUCAUAUCGUGUUUUAUUGGAACUGCCUGUUGUUCCCUGGGGAGAUACAGUACUUAUGCAAUUAGGGCAGGAGGAAGAAGACUUGGGUUAUUUCGAGACUUUGUUUCAUACACCCCUCUAACCUUGGUGAUGUGGCUGAACAUGGAAGCUAUUCGAGGAGUGGAGGAACUUCAGGGAUUAUAGCAUCCGGGGAAAUGCGAUGGAUGGAUCAGAUACAUCUUUAUUAGUCCAACUCAUUGAUUUUUACUUUAGUUUGAUUCCUGAAUAUGAUUGAUUUUUUUUUUUUAGUAACGCUGGGAACCCACCAAAGAUGGGUAAACCCACGCCCGCUGCAAUAACCAAGAGGUAAACCUAGGCAAGUCUGGGUUGACAAGCUCGGGUAUAAAAUUAGGAGUUAAUUAGUGAGUUAGCCAUAACAAGUCCUUAGAAGUGCCAAUAGACAAAGUGAGAGUCAAUCCCUCACUUUUUGUUAGAAUGGAACAUUGAACUCAUACCUCUUAGGACAAGGGUGGUUUUACCACCGAAUUAAUUUCUCAUUCGCUGAAUAUCAUUGAUUUAAUUUAGC
Molecule: messenger RNA, 1330 nt
Organism: Oldenlandia corymbosa var. corymbosa
Lineage: Eukaryota; Viridiplantae; Streptophyta; Magnoliopsida; Gentianales; Rubiaceae
Source: the annotation of a GenBank genome assembly